Messenger RNA from Penaeus vannamei (Pacific white shrimp), 2728 nucleotides. The record is from RefSeq and is a predicted model, not a curated record. NCBI's taxonomy places the organism in Eukaryota, Metazoa, Arthropoda, Malacostraca, Decapoda, Penaeidae.
CGUGGCCCCUAAUGUCUGCCAGUGCCAAGUAGGCUUAUGUGGCACUCGCUGUGAAGGCAUCAGCUGCGAUGCCAUUCCUCAAGACAUCAUGAAAGCUCAUCUGAAAAUCAGCGAGAGACGCCUUACAGCAGAAUGCCCGGAGGAGAUGAACUUUCCCUUUGGUGAGACGAAACUCCACUUCCACUGCUCUGACCACUGUUGGCAGUACCCUCACCCGUACCAACAGGGGGACAGUAUCGAGUGCCAGACCAUGUGCCACCCUCCUUGCCUAAACGGUGGCACUUGUACGGGCAGAAACGUGUGUUCGUGUGCUAAAGGUUUCUAUGGGCAGCAGUGUGAGCAGACGACGUGUCCCGGGCCAUUGCCUUACGUUGAGGGGGACCUCGAGUUCUUCGACUCGAAAGUGCACGUGACCUGCCCCUCCAGUGCAGCCAACGCCACCUCCUUCUGGAUCGAGUGCCAGGAGGGUGUCUGGGUCAUUGGCGACCCUGAGAAACACUCCCUCUGUCACCCUAACUGCCCUUCACCCUGCGAGAACGGAGGAACGUGCACGCCCAGCGGAACGUGUCUCUGUCUCUUAGGGUUUGGGGGAAAGUCUUGUGAGGAGAAGGAGACAUUUUCGAAGUGCAAAGAACCUCCUCAGCCAGAUCCCUUCGGUGAUAUCGUGCACACAGACGAAGAAGGAAUGCUCAAAUGCCACGAGAAUUACACACUCAGCAAUAGUAAAUCUUCGACACGGCUGGUGUGCCAGAACGACCAGUGGCUCUACUCCGACAUCCCCAAUGAAACGGAAGUAAAGUGCCAACGGCUGUGCCCAGAAGAGUGCUUGAACGGGGGCAUCUGCGUGGCAUUCCGGACUUGCCAGUGCCCAAAGGGAUUCUCCGGUGCCACGUGCCAGAAUUAUAGUCUUUGUGAUGACCCUCCUCUCCCGCCGCCUAAUAUGGUUGUCAGGUCAAGAAACGCCACGUCAUACACAGCCAAGUGCUCACCUGGAUUCACCUGGAGUGCCCUCCGAGUACCUGACCUCCUCAUCACCUGUGAGAAUGGCGUCUGGGUCAAGUCUCACCGACACUCUUGCCUUCCCUAUUGCCCAGACGGGUGCCUAAAUGGUGGCACUUGCGUCGCCCCAAAUCAGUGCCAGUGCCAGAAAUUCUUUGAGGGAAAAAAGUGCCAGGAGUUGACCUUUGGCACGUGUUCGACGACUGUUGCGUGGGAGAAUAUGUUGGUUUUUGGAAGCCCCCCCCCCAGCCCCCAAGGCCUGUGGCUGCAGUGCGGAAGAGAAGCGCACAGAUUCUCCUGGACGGCGGCGCCCAUGGUCAUGCUCUCCUGUUUCCAUGGCAACGGCAGCUGGUUCACCCCCGUGGGAUGGUCCUGGGCACUGGAUCCUUGCGUUCCCGAGUGCCAGCCGGAGUGCCUAGGGGGAGGGAGGUGCAUCGAGCCGGACCACUGUUUGUGUCCGAGUGGGGUUUCCUCUUCGCAGUGUAUGGGCGGGCAGGGGUGUCACCGCAUGCCCAAGGUGGUGAAUGCGACGGCGGAACCGGAGGCCUUGCGCCUCGCCAAGGUGACCUGCCGACCGGGUCAUGCAACAGCUCUGGGCCUCAAAACCUUCUUCAUGAGAUGCCACCAUGACCUGUGGUUAGUGGUCGGCCUUGCACACAACAACACAGAAGACCAUGUCAGUUGUCAACACCAGUGCCAGGCGCCGUGUCUGAACGGAGGUUCCUGCGUGGCCCCCGAGGAGUGCCACUGCCCCCCUGGGUUCGCUGGGGAGAGGUGCCAGUACCACGAGUGCGGCACUGUGCCUCUCAUCAUCCACAGAGCCAGCGUAGAUGUCAGCCAAAGAAAUGCAUUAGAGCUACCCCUCCAUUAUUCCGGAGACAAGUCUAGGUACAUCAGUCGACGCUCUGCCCUAUCAGUGCCCAUCUUCCCCCUUCCGUGCACAGCGCGUCACUGGGCCACUACAGCUGCCGAGCUGAUGGAUGGUGCGUUCGAGUCUCACUCCCUAUGGCUGCGCCACAGCGGAGUCAACGAACCAAGGCUUGCGCUGGAGUUUAAGUGGUGGCGUCUUGUGCCGUCGUCUUCUGUAGGUGUAGUUUGGUCAUGGUUAAAAAGAAAUGUCGUUGAGAACAGAAUGGGAAAGAAGACGUGCAUAUUUCCCUUCCAACACGAGGGCGAAGAACACGACGUCUGCAUCACGACCGAGGACAGCUGUUAUCCGACCUGUCCGACCCAAGUGGACGCGCGUGGAUACCCUACUGAAUGGCACGCUUGUAGUCCUGAUCAAGGUCUACAAGAUAUAGUCCUGACAACGAACGGCAGGAGCUGCAUUUUCCCUUUCCUGUACAUGAAGGAGUGGCUCUCGGAGUGUGUUGACGGGUUACAAGGGCCUUGGUGUCCUACUUCGGUCACGGGACAAGGAGAGCCACUGGAUAAGGAUAUUUGCUGGUUGGAUAAAGGAUUCCAGAGGGUUGAAGUGACCGAGGAAGGGCGUCCGUGUGUCUUCCCCUUCAUCUAUGAGGGGACGAGACACUACACCUGCAUGGGAUCUGGGGAUACGUGGUGUGCGACCAAAGUGGCGGAAGACUUGGCUCCUCUGGCGUGGGGACUGUGCGCAGGCCAGGGAGAGUGCACAGAUGCAGUCUGCCUUGAGUAUGGGCACCAUCGUAAAGGCUUCCGUUUCCAAAGAUAUUAUACCUUAAUUAAGAAGAAGAUGUCUGCGCCUGCUUAA